Penicillium daleae is the source of this 816-nucleotide messenger RNA. Its product is annotated as urease accessory protein UreG. The transcript is spliced from 3 exons. Bases 1 to 816 code for a protein of 271 amino acids. The record is from RefSeq and is a predicted model, not a curated record. Gene Ontology annotation, molecular function: nickel cation binding; GTPase activity. Lineage: Eukaryota; Fungi; Ascomycota; Eurotiomycetes; Eurotiales; Aspergillaceae.
AUGGCCCACUCUCACUCCCACGAUGGUAGCAUCGGCCACUCGCAUGAUGAUCCCUUCAACGGCCACGGCCACUCUCACGAGAUUCUCGACGGCCCGGGUUCAUAUGUCAACCGCGAGAUGCCGCUGAUUGAGGGGCGCGACUGGAAAGAUCGUGCUUUCACUAUCGGUAUUGGAGGGCCUGUUGGAUCUGGCAAGACUGCCCUGAUGCUGGCUUUGUGCCAUGCUCUGCGCGAUGAAUAUAACAUCGCCGCUGUGACCAACGAUAUCUUCACCAGAGAAGACGCCGAAUUCCUCACCCGCCACAAAGCCCUCGCCCCGUCUCGCAUCCGCGCCAUCGAAACAGGCGGCUGCCCCCACGCCGCCGUCCGCGAAGACAUCAGCGCCAACCUUCUCGCCCUGCAAACCCUCCAACGCCAGUUCAAGACCGACCUCCUGCUCAUCGAGUCCGGCGGCGAUAACCUCGCUGCCAACUACUCGCGCGAGCUCGCCGACUUCAUCAUCUACGUGAUUGACGUUGCGGGUGGCGACAAGGUGCCCCGGAAGGGAGGUCCGGGUAUUACGGGGUCGGAUCUGUUGGUGGUCAACAAGAUUGAUCUUGCGGAGGCGGUGGGUGCGGAUUUGGGGGUUAUGGAGAGGGAUGCGGCGAAGAUGAGGGAAGGGGGUCCGACUGUUUUUGCGGUUGUGAAGCAUGGGAAGGGGAUGGAGCAUAUUGUUAAUUUGAUUCUUAGUGCGUGGAAGGGCAGUGGGGCUUAUGAGGAGAGUCUGAAGAGGUGGAAGGAGGGCGCACCGAAGAACUCGGGCAGUGUGGAUGAGUAG